AUGUUUGUUUGGCAACACAUGGACUCUCAAGUGGGCUGGCGCGACGUCUGGUGGCUGGAAUUGGAGACAGGGGAGUGUCAUGGCGGCUUGAGAAUAAAUUCCUGCGAAAAACGUAAACAAACCCAUUUGCUAUCAGUCUAUUGCGGUUUUCUGCACAAUAUGUCCAUUAUCGGGGUGAUUAACGCAUCAGUGGAGGAUACUGUGUUCUCUGAGGACAAUGUGAAGUUGCAAAUCAACAAGAGAGACGUGGGAAAUGGCACUCUCAUCCUGACAAAAGAAUACUUUGCCUGGAAGCCAGCGAGUCGGGAGGAGGGAGUGUCGAUACCCUGGCUGAAGAUCAGCCUGCACGCCAUAUCGUCAGCGCCGUCGCGGAGCAUUUACAUGAUUCUGGACUUUGUGUUGAGCUGGCCAGGAGUUUCUGAUGCCAAUGGCCAGGCGAAUGGAGCCAAUGCGGAGCCAGAAGUGGACGAGGACGAGGGCAAUGGAUCAGACGGCUCCCUGGGCAGCGAUAUUGGCGGCAGCGAGCUGUAUCUGAUGCCGCAGAAUCCCAACGCCGUGGAUCAGAUUUACGAGGCCAUGAAUCACUGCCAGCGACUCCAUCCGGAUCCCAACGACAGCAUCUCAGACGAUGAGUUCAUGGAGGCGGAGGAGGACGUCGCCAACAUCCAGAAUCUCCACAUUGAUGAUGACGAGAGAUUUGCCGAUGCUGAGGAGAAUUGAGGAGCUCUCGAGGGAAUUUCAAACCCAAUGCAUUUUCAUAUUGGUUUUCUUCUUUCUACCAAACCCAAUAAAGACAAUUUCCCAUUAAUAUCUCUGCAUUUUCCAAGGUCUUUCUUCGCACUUUUGGUCUUCCUGAAAAAUAAAUCAACGACAACUAAAGCGAAAAGACACGAAAGCAUAUUUUAAAUACUUUUAUUUAAUAUAUAUACUAUUUAAUUAUACUGUUUAAACACAUUUUACUACUACCUCCACAUGUAAUGUAAGUAAUAAUAAUUAUUUUUGUUCAUUUCAGCUUAAUUCAUCCUAAUCAAUGUUUCAUAAUGUUUCUUCACAUUUAAAUAAUAAUGCUAAAAUAUUGUUUUGCUCUCCGAAUUUUCACCGCUAAAUAAACCAUUUUGUGGAUCUUUUUUUUCUCUAUUUUCUGGUUUUUCAUCUUCUAUAUAAAAUGUAUAUUUUCAUAUAUAUAUGUAUAUAUUUAUAAAAAAUCAAUAAUUUAAUACAUAAUUAUUAAUUCUACUAAUUUUCUUUCAUUUUCAAAUCUGAUGUUUUCUCUUCUUCAAUUUUUUUUUCUUUAUUUACUCUCUGACAACUUUCAAUAAACAAUUGUAUUUUUUUUUUUCCUGGAUAAUUCCUUCUCGAAAACUUCUCAACUCUAUUUUUGUGUGUUUUUUUUUCCUCGUCUUUUUAAGAAAUAAAAAAAAGAAAGAAGCACAACUGAUCAUUACACAAAAAGUCCUUUUCCUUCCUUGAAAGUAAAAAAAAAAUAUGUGACAAAGAACAAGUUGAACCAAAGUUUGGAAUAUCUUAGAAUUACACAAUUAUUAUUGCUGAUUUUUUUUGUGUGUUUUUCCUUCACAGAAACUCUCUCAUCUCGUCUUGAAAAUAAUAAUAAUAGUAAUAUUAAUUAAUAAACGCCACCUAAAAUGUGCACAAAAUUAAGCCUAGUAAGAAAUUAAAUACACCUCGCAGCGAAGUCGUCCGACGUGUCACACAUGUCCACGGACAAGUCCCGAGCGCGAGUCUAUUUUACAGAAUUUCCGCCAUCUUGUCUCUCACAGGGUGGGAAAAAAAGGGUGAACAUUUUCGCCCCAAAGUUCUCACACACUUUUUCUUUAAAAUCCACAAUUCGGGGUUGAUGAUUUCUUUCUUUUGUAAAAAUCCUAUCAAUUACUGAUGCACUAAUUUUUUUUUUGCUAUUUUUUGCUUGGCAAUUUUCCCUAAAGACUGUCAAUCUAGGUGAAACAUAACCUAUAGAUUCUGCAUGCCAUUGCGAAUUGCUCACCCUUUUCUGCUUCUCCUUUUUUCAACCCCGGCGAGAGUAGCAAGAAAAUCAGAUCAAACUUAUGUACAAAGAGAUUCAUGUGAUUAUUCUUUUUCACAUUGUGAAGUGUUUUGUUUUGUUUUUUUCAUAUAUAUAUCGUCUGCCAGUGACCAAAAAAAAAACACUCUUUUGGUCCCUAGAAUCCUAGAGAAAUGAAGUAUACAAUCGAGGGUGGUUCAGAAAGAAGGAUGGAUGAGUUCAUGCGUGUGUGUGUGUGGACUAAGGAGGGAUCUCAAAUGGAAGUUAAUUACAAUUUGACUCUUUAAGAUGAUUAUUCUGUUUUGUCAUAAGAAAAUUUCCCAUAAGAUUUAAUUACUGUUGGUUAAAAUGUCUUAGUAAUGCCUUUCUUCUCCUCUCCAUCACACCUCUCUCCCAAUCUCUCUGUCGCUUUCUCAAGAAGUAUGAUCUUCCCUUUAUCUACUCAACACUCAUUCACCCAAACAAUCUAACCUCACUUUUUUUUUCGAUUCUCUACGCGCGAGCGAAACCCAUGAAAUAACCUGAAUAUGAAGCGAUAUUAAGCGAAUUUGUUUUUCUUUUCUUUUAUUCUUCUUCUCAUGGAAAAAAUUGCCUACAUUUGCGCGCACUUUUUACAAAGACAACCUACAAAAGCGAUUUUUUCAUACUAUUUUUUUUUCUCAUCAAUCAUUCAUCUAUAAAAUUGGAAUUUUCAUGCAUUUCUUCUCUAGCGUCCACAUUUAUUUAGAAUUCAAAGAGGUAUUACUAUUUUCCAUGUUUUUUUUCACCUUCUUCUUUCCUUCUAAUAUUACGAGAGUAUUUUUUUUUCUUUUUAGUGUUUGUAGUAGUUUUAGUGUAGAAAAAACUUUAUGUAUUAAAUUAGUUGCUUCACAAAGUCAGCUAUCAAUUGAAGCUUGGUUGUUUUUUUUUUUUGUACAAAGAACCUAAAAUGAAAAUGGAAUGUGAUUGGCCAAUUCGCAUGUUUCUCACCAUUUGUUCCACCGAACAGACGGACAUUUCCUACAAAAUUCCUUAGAAUGUGCGUGAUUUCUUCCCUUCCCAAUUUUUCUCUUCAUCUUUUGAUGCUGUUCUCAUUUUUUUGUAUCUAUCGGAAUGUCUCUCUUUCUGUACAAUUUUGUCACUAUCAAAUCUCAUGGCCGCCUAAUUGAAAGAGAAAAGAAUUCACGCUAAUAUGGCAAAACAAUGUCUUGGAAUCUUCUUCUCUCCACUUUCUUUUACAGAGUGUUG
This is a messenger RNA of Phlebotomus argentipes, 3247 nucleotides long. It is a transcript of the gene icln, whose product is annotated as methylosome subunit pICln. The record is from RefSeq and is a predicted model, not a curated record. NCBI's taxonomy places the organism in Eukaryota, Metazoa, Arthropoda, Insecta, Diptera, Psychodidae. The transcript has 3 exons. The coding region runs from base 1 to 720 and encodes 239 amino acids. Gene Ontology annotation, cellular component: cytosol; spliceosomal complex. Gene Ontology annotation, biological process: mRNA cis splicing, via spliceosome.